CUCCUUGUCCUUUCUCGACUUGGACUGCUCCCAAUUUCUGUUCUUCACGCUCGAAUCGUUCCUCAGUUUUGACGCUCAUUUUGAUAAGAUCGACCUCAACGAUUUCUGCUUCGGCCUCUUCCUCAUCAUGGUCGUCACCUUCGGCACCGCCCUGGAUGUCUGCGUUGUCGUCUUCAUUUGUUGCGGGAUUCUAUCCUGCAGCGAAACUGGGUUGCAGCGCAGAAAGUUCCUCGACGGCGAGGUCGGUACGAGCAUCUUGAAGAAUGAGAUGAGCGCGCACCUCGAGCUUGUCAACGUGAGGGCCUGGAUGAAAGCCGGCCCGGUGGAAAACACCCAUGCGAGGCUCUUCCAGCAUGCGCUGCGCAAGGUCGAUAGCUUCAACAAGUUUUCCGUCGCGGAAGAAUGAUCAUGCUUGCUUGUGGUAGCAUUCGAAGACCUGACCAGUGGCGUUCAUCUCUGGACGAGACACAUUUCCGGAGGAGGCCAUCCUUGGGAAUGCUGCAGGCGGACUGGACGCUUGAGAUGAAAGACGAGCGACCUCGAAGCUCACUUGCGCCAAGAGCUCGAGUACCAUCGUUUGGAGGAUAUGCAGCUUCAAGAUUAAUUGUCCCUAUC
Molecule: messenger RNA, 615 nt
Organism: Zymoseptoria tritici IPO323
Lineage: Eukaryota; Fungi; Ascomycota; Dothideomycetes; Mycosphaerellales; Mycosphaerellaceae
Exons: 1
Coding region: 128-406 (92 amino acids)
Source: RefSeq, a predicted model, not a curated record